UCAAAUUAUUUUUACAAGGUACUGAUCGUUCUUCGUCUCUACCAUCUGGUGAAUCCUGCAAGAAAGGACAUUUCGAAUGCAUGCCUGAGGAAUGUAUACCAUCACACUGGGUAUGCGAUGGUGAGGAGGAUUGCACAAAUGGUCGAGAUGAAAAUUUUUGUUCUCAACACUUGGAGUUCUUCAAAAGAACAUCCGGACACCGACUUAACGGCUAUGACGUGGAAAAGUGGCUCAAUACACCUCCAAAGACGUGCGCUCUCAGAUGCAAAGAAGCUGAGUUCACUUGUCGCUCCUUUUCUCAUAAAGCAAAAAAAAAUCUGUGCCUUUUAAGUAACAAUAACGUUGGAACUUCUGGAGCUUUGGAACCUGCGGUUGAUUUUGAUUAUUAUGAAUUGAUUGAUUUGAGCAUGAAUUGUGAUGGAAUGUUUGUUUGUGGAAAUAACAAAUGUAUCAAUCAAUCUCAAGUUUGUGAUGGGAAAAACGACUGUGGAGAUCGAUCAGAUGAAGAUAUUUGUAAUCCUGAGAAACUUAAUUAUGCUAUUCGAUUGAGCGGCUCUGAAAAUGAUUUUGAAGGAAGAGUAGAAGUCAAAAUCUUAGGACAAUGGGGACAAGUGUGUGAUGAUGGCUUUGGAAUGAAUGAUGCUACUGUAAUCUGUAAAGAGCUUGGAUUUAAUUUCGGGGCUUUAGCAGUACGGCCAGGGGGAUAUUUUGGCAAUUUAGAGCCACCAACACGUUUCAUGGUUGAUCAAUUAAAGUGCCGAGGGAAUGAAACUUCUCUAAGGGAGUGUGAUUUCGAUGGAUGGGGUGUUCACGAUUGUUCUCCAGAAGAAGCAGUUGGAGUAGUCUGUAAAACGGCAGUUAACACGUGUCCAGAAGGUCAAUGGAAGUGUGAUAAUAGUCCAUUCUGUAUAUCUACACCGUUUAUUUGUGAUCAAGUUCCAGAUUGUCCAGAUGGAUCAGAUGAAAGUCCCGAACAUUGCGACGCACCUUUUGAAAUAAGAUUGGCAAAUGGAAGUCGUCCUUCUGAAGGUCGAGUAGAGAUACGACAUCAUGGAGUUUGGGGUACAAUUUGCGAUGAUGAUUUUACAAAAGAAACUGCUAAAGUGAUUUGUAGGUCGUUGGGAUAUGGAGGAAAUGCUGUACCAAAAAAAAAUAGUUUCUUUGGACCUGGACAAGGACCAAUAUGGCUUGAUGAAGUUUCUUGUGAUGGAAAUGAAACUCAAAUCUAUCGAUGUGAACACCACCCUUGGGGUGAAAGUAAUUGCAACCACGAAGAAGAUGCUGGAGUAAUAUGCCAAGAAGUUCCUGUAAAUAUUGACGAGGAUAAUGUUAACUACGUCGAGCCAGAAAUUAAUAUUGAUGAUAUUCUUCCGGCAGAAUGUGGUAGACGUGCUGAAUAUUUUAACAAUCGAGACGAUAUAUUUGAAAAAGUUAUCAGUGGUUCAAUAGCUCCUAAAGGUUCAUACCCUUGGCAGGCAAGUAUUAGAGUUCGCGGUCAUAAUAGAUCAAAUCACUGGUGUGGUGCAGUCGUUAUCUCUCCUCUGCACGUUUUAACAGCGGCCCAUUGCCUUGAAGGUUACAAUAAGGGUACUUAUUUCGUCCGUGCCGGAGAUUAUAAUACUGAAAUACCAGAAGAUACUGAAGUUAAUGUGAACAUUGAAGAUUAUUACAUUCAUGAGGAAUUUCGUAAGGGUCAUCGUAUGAACAAUGACAUUGCUUUGGUUUUAUUAAAAGGUCGAGGUAUUCCACUUAAUGAGCACAUCGUACCAAUUUGCUUACCUCCAACGAAUGUCGAAUAUCCCGCUGGGUUAAACUGUACAAUCAGUGGAUUUGGAAGCAUUGAAACUGGAUCAUUGACUCACUCUCGAGAUUUACGUUUUGGUUGGAUUCCAUUAAUUGAUCAGUCUAUUUGUCGAGCGGAGUAUGUUUACGGUGAAGGAGCUAUAAGCAAUGGAAUGAUUUGCGCUGGAUAUUUAGAUGAGGGUAUUGAUGCUUGUGAUGGUGAUUCUGGCGGACCGUUGGCAUGUAAACACGACGGUGUGUUCACUCUUUAUGGUAUUACCAGCUGGGGUCAACACUGUGGUGCAGCCAACAAGCCGGGAGUUUACGUGCGUAUUUCCCAUUACCGAGAUUGGAUCGAUAAAAAAAUACGAGAAUCUCUAUCUGGAAGAUAGUUUUUUAAGUGAAAUUCGUUCUGCAGGCAGAUUAUUAUAUAGCAUUAUUACUGAUGCAAGUAAUAUAAAAAAUUAUUUUAAUAACAAAAUGAAAUUCUCAUACUCCAUGA
Chelonus insularis is the source of this 2284-nucleotide messenger RNA. RefSeq names its product neurotrypsin-like. Gene Ontology annotation, biological process: proteolysis. The transcript is spliced from 11 exons. The coding region runs from base 81 to 2174 and encodes 697 amino acids. The record is from RefSeq and is a predicted model, not a curated record. Gene Ontology annotation, cellular component: membrane. Gene Ontology annotation, molecular function: protein binding; serine-type endopeptidase activity. NCBI's taxonomy places the organism in Eukaryota, Metazoa, Arthropoda, Insecta, Hymenoptera, Braconidae.